Messenger RNA from Megalops cyprinoides (Indo-Pacific tarpon), 2300 nucleotides. RefSeq lists its product as uncharacterized. NCBI's taxonomy places the organism in Eukaryota, Metazoa, Chordata, Actinopteri, Elopiformes, Megalopidae. The coding region runs from base 67 to 2121 and encodes 684 amino acids. The transcript is spliced from 2 exons. The record is from RefSeq and is a predicted model, not a curated record.
CUGAGAGGAAGAACAGCACCACUGCAUAUCACAGAGGAAGACCUCCACUGUCAUUGGAAAUAAACUAUGGACACCUCAAACGAGAUUGCUAAAGUUACCAACAAGCUCACCAAGGCAUCAGAUUGCCGUGAUGAUACCAAAAUCUUGAUGCAGCCCUACGCUAACUGGGAAGAUUACUUGACACCAGCACCAAUAUCCAUAGCAAUUCUGGGGGAGCUUGUCUUCAUCUCCUCCAAUGUAGAUUUUUCCAUCCGUCAAGGCAGCCCAGAGGGCGGUUUUAAGCACGUCAAGUAUCCAGACUCGUUCCGCGCCUGCCUCAUGCAAGUGUGCAAUGCUGGGUGGCGUGCAUUCAAUGAAGCGCACAAGAACAUGGACCAGAUUCGUCUACACACCUCCAACGUGCCGACUUAUAUCAAGUCAGCAGUGAAGAUACUACUCCAGGAUGAUGACACCCUCAUCCAAGAGAUCCUCCCUGAUCAGCUGGGGAACAUCGACAACAUAGCCAGUGACUGCCUGAGACUGUCCGAGACAACAGAAAAGAAGUUUAUGGAUGUGAUGGAGCUGAUCCAAGAGCUCCUUGAGUCAUGCACCAGUGCCAAACAAGCCUAUGGCAAAGAGCUGGAAGACGUCAGGAGGAAAAUCGAAGAAGCUAAAUUAAGAGAAGUAGCAUCGCAGGAAGCAAAAAAACGAGCAAAUGAAGCCUUAGGUAGCUUGAAGAAGCAGCUGGAUGAGGCACAGAAAACAUUUACAGAAUCAAUGAACUCCAUGCCAAGUGGCUGGGAGGUGAUUGGGCUGAAUUUUGUUGAAGGAAUCACAGAUAGUAUUUCAUCUGUUAUUGGAGGGAUUGGAAGCGUAUUGUCUGGGAAAAUUUUUAAAAACAUUGGUAAGUCAGGGAAAGAGAGUGCACCGGAGGAUCCAAUUGCAAUUAACAACAUCUGUGCCAAAUCAGGCCAACUUCUGUCCUUAGUGCAACAGUUCAAGGUGUUUAUCGAAGAAAAUGAAAUCAAGUGGUCUGAAGUAAUUGAUCAACAAACUGGGGAGCCAAAAACCAACUGGCUGAAGAAGCAGUUUGAAAAUGUUCAAGUAUCAAUAAAAAAGGAAAAAGACUGUGAGCCACAAAAGCAGGCUCUGGAAAUAUGCACCAAGGCCAUCGCCCUCUGCACUCAAUUGGCAACCGAAGCAGCUCAAGAAAAGCAUGAAGACGCUAAGACCAAUGAGCUCUUGCAAGCUAUGAAAGGUCUGACAGAAGCAGUCCAGAUCUUUGACACAAUGAGUAAGGCUACAACUAAUACAUCAGCCUUCAAUGUGAAACCACCGCAAAUGUCUCAAACUCAGGGCAGCAGUUCAGGCCCAAAGUCUGCAGGCCAGAUAGCUACAGAUAAUGCCCGCUUCAAAAUAGAGCAGAGCAGAGCCCAGCUAGAAAAAGUGAGGGAUCUGUAUGACAAGACUGUGGAAAAUGUGGAAAGGACCGAGAAGGAGCUGACUGAGAUCCUUGUCACCAUGAGAAACUGCGAAGUCAAGGAGAUAGACUUCAAGACCACCAUCAAAAUUCUGGCCCAGGGUCUAGAAGCCAUGGGAAGGGUUAAGGAGCAGUGGCAGAAGUUGGUGCGCUUCUUCCAGAUGGUCUCCAACAUAAUCAAAACCUGCUUAACCUCAUCCCUGCAGAAUUUUGUCAAAACAGGCCAGAAGGUAGUAGACACACAAAUGAAGUAUUCAACAAGGAUGUUUUUGAAAGACAUGAUCUACCAGCAAGCUUUCUACGCAUCCAACAUUUCCAGCCUGGUUCAUAUGAUCUCAGAGACCUACACACAGGUCUCCAGUCAGUACCUGAUGGACAGGGUUAGCUCGCUGAGCAGGCUCAUGUCUUUGGAUCCCAGCAAGCCAGAGUUCGGUGAAGAACGCAGACUGUUGGAAAACGGCUGUGAAGAGGCCCAAAGUGGAAUAAAGAGCCUUGUGCAGAAGAACAAAAAUGACUUUGAUCGGAAGACCAGAGUAAGACUGCAGAAAAUCGAGACCGAGCUGAAUUCUGUGCUGCCGCCAGCAUCUGCGGAGGAAAAGAAGCAACUUCAGGAAAUAGUUCAGACCGAAUUCAAAAAGGAAGAUGAGGAUCAGUAUGCUUGAUGGCCCUUUCAAAGACCUUGUCUGUGGGCACAAGUAGAUAGUUACCCCAACUAAUGAGUCAGUUCUACAAUAUCACGCUCAAGUCAAAAUGAUUUAACUCAUCUUUCAAUUGUUUUAUUUGGUGUUAAAUUGUCUAGUAGUUCCUCACCUUAAUUAUCAAAAGUUAUUUUGCUAAUCAA